Messenger RNA from Brenthis ino (lesser marbled fritillary), 1116 nucleotides. The record is from the annotation of a GenBank genome assembly. NCBI's taxonomy places the organism in Eukaryota, Metazoa, Arthropoda, Insecta, Lepidoptera, Nymphalidae.
AUGAGUUAUAAAGAUCGAUGUAGAACCUGUUUAAGUAGUGGAAAAGAAAUGCGGCACGUUCAUUCAGUGAUAUCGAUUGCUGGAGACGAUGUCCGCUUAUCUGAUGUUUUGCGAAAUAUCUACAAUUACACUAUACCACCAGAUGAUUCCUUGCCUGAUAAAAUUUGCAUUAAUUGUGUACAUCAACUAACUUUAUCGUACUCCUUCAAAACACUUAUUGAAAAUAGCUUAAAAACAUUAACUGAAAAUGUUAACUUUGCGGAUUCAGCCAGUGAUAAUUACGACGCGAGCUUUGAAUCUGACGACCUUAAGCCUAUUAAAGUAUUCCAAAAACCUCAUGGUAGACAAAAAUUACUAGUUCAAACGGAAAGCAAGGCAGUAGUUGAAGAUAAAUUAUUAUUUUGUGUAGAAUGUAAGGCAGAGUUUCAUUCUGUAAAAUCUCUUAAUGAACAUUGUGUUAAUAAUCAUCCCGUCAAAUCUGUAAUAGGUAGAGAUUGUGAAUACUGUAAUGAAAAAUUUGAAGAUUUUCGAUCACUUGUUUUACACAGAAAGCUUCAUUUGAAGCCUUUUAUUUGUGAAAACUGCUGGGAAGGCUUUUAUAGUACUGAUGAAUUAAAACAUCAUUCUUGUCAGCCAAACUCGGAAAAUAAGGAUAAAAAUAAAUCUGAAAGAAUAUUACGGCAGUGUGAUCAAUGUGGAAAAUCAUAUCCGCCUGGAUAUAUAAGAAUACAUAUGCUAACACACAGUAAUGAUAGAGCCUAUAGUUGUAAAUUCUGCCCCAAAAAGUUCAAAGUGCCCGGUAGUCUUCAUUCACAUAUAUUGUGGAAUCAUAAACGGACAAGAAACCAUAAAUGUGAAGUUUGUAAUGCAACAUUCAUAUCGUCAAGCUCUAGAAGCUCUCAUAUUAGAAAAAAUCAUUUAAAAGAGAAGAAAUAUGGGUGUGAAAGCUGUGGAAAAAGAUUUUUCUCAAAGUCUGAAUUACAAAGACACUCUUUAACUCAUACUGGUGUAAAGAAUUUCCACUGUCACUUGUGUGACAAAUCGUACCAGACUAGAUAUGGCUUAAAUGUUCAUCUAAAGUCCCAUUCCCAAAUAACAAUGAAUGUUUUAAAUUUA